This is a messenger RNA of Penicillium chermesinum, 2391 nucleotides long. RefSeq names its product putative cell division control protein (Cdc5) (gene cef1). Gene Ontology annotation, biological process: mRNA splicing, via spliceosome. The record is from RefSeq and is a predicted model, not a curated record. The transcript is spliced from 4 exons. The coding region runs from base 1 to 2391 and encodes 796 amino acids. Gene Ontology annotation, cellular component: Prp19 complex; spliceosomal complex. Lineage: Eukaryota; Fungi; Ascomycota; Eurotiomycetes; Eurotiales; Aspergillaceae.
AUGCCUGUCGUUAAAGGAGGUGUUUGGACUAAUAUUGAGGACGAAGUGCUUCGUGCAGCUGUCUCCAAGUAUGGUCUCAACCAAUGGGCCCGUGUCUCUUCGCUUCUCGCCCGUAAAACCCCGAAACAGUGCAAAGCGCGUUGGAUCGAAUGGCUGGACCCCGGUAUUCGCAAAGUCGAGUGGUCGCGUGAAGAGGACGAGAAACUUCUGCACCUCGCGAAGCUGAUGCCAACACAAUGGCGUACGAUUGCCCCCAUCGUCGGACGCACCGCAACCCAAUGUCUCGAGCGAUACCAGAAACUUUUGGAUGAGGCAGAGGCUCGCGAAAAUGACGAGCUUGGCUUGGGAGGUCCCGAGGGCGGAGAGACAGCUGCUCCCAGUGCAGACGAUGUUCGCCGAUUACGACCCGGAGAGUUGGACCCAGACCCCGAAUCAAAGCCCGCUCGACCCGAUACCAUUGAUUUAGAUGAGGAUGAGAAGGAGAUGCUGAGCGAGGCGCGUGCGCGUCUUGCCAAUACACAGGGUAAAAAGGCGAAGCGGAAGGCCCGUGAGCGUCAACUAGAAGAGUCACGACGCAUGGCCGUAUUGCAGAAGCGUCGCGAACUUAAGAAUGCUGGCAUCAACGUCAAGGUCGUGACCCGCAAGCCUGGUCAAAUGGAUUACAACGCAGAUAUUCCAUUCGAGAAGCCAGCUGCCCCCGGUUUCUAUGAUACCACCGAGGAACAAGCCCUUAAUGAGCGCCAGCGCGAAGCAUUUGAUCCCCGGAAGCACCAACUGGCAAACAAGCGCAAAGGCGACCAAGAUGAUGAUGCGGACCGAAAGAAACAGAAGAACGACAAAAACAGCAACUCUGCAGCGUUCGCCGCCGCUGCACGUGCUGGUCAAAUGCAGAAGAUCCGAGAGGCCGAGCAGAGCAGCAAGCGUCGCAGCUUGGUUCUCCCUGCGCCUCAGGUUGGCGAGAGUGAAAUGGAAGAUAUCAUAAAGAUGGGUAUGGCUGGAGAAAAGGCAAGUCGGAUGAGCGCAGACGAAGAAGGUACCCGCGGACUCAUUGGGAACUACGGAGCAAUCGUAGGAGGAACACCCAUACGAACGCCGCGUGCUGCGCCGGAGGAGGACCGCGUCGCCAAUGAGAUCAAGAACAUCCGAGCUUUAACAGAGACUCAAUCAUCUCUCCUUGGUGGCGAGAACACCCCUCUCCACGAAGGCGGCUCUUCUACUGGAUUUGAUGGAAUUGCCCCACGAAAGCAGGAAAUUUUUACCCCUAAUCCUAUGGCAACUCCUUUCCGGCAAGCUAACGGCAUCGGCGCGACGCCUAUGCAUGGUGGUAUCGGGCCUGGCGCUACACCACUACGCACCCCUCGUGACCAUUUGGCACUGAACCGUGAUGGCCCUGGCGGACAGCUCAUCGGUAGCACACCCCGCGAUAUUCAGAUGCACGAAAAAUUCCAGCGUCAACAGAUUCGCAGCAAGCUCUCUCUGCUUCCCAAGCCCAAAGAAAGUGAAUGGGAGCUGGAAGAACUCCCAUCAGAAACUGCCGAGCCUACUGCCGCUGUCGAGUACAGUGCCGAGGACGCAGCGGAGCGAGACCGCAGGGCGCAAGAAGCACAGAAGAGAGCCGCCGAGGCUGAGUUCAAGCGCCAGUCACAGGUGUACCAACGCGGUUUGCCACGAUGUGCUGUUUUGGACAUCGAUGCUCUUAUUGAACGUGCCGCUCGCAUCACGGAUCCGAUUGAGGGCCUGAUCGCUCGGGAGACUGCAGCUCUUAUCGCGUACGAUGCCAAGAAACACCCAGUCGCCAAUGCCAAGGUUGAAGGCAAGGCACCCAAGCUCAGCCGACUGGACGAUCAGUACUUAGAUGCUGCCCGGGCUGCUAUUGCAGCGGAGAUGUCUUCAGAGGCAGCGCAGCAAGAACACAGUCAAUGGCAGGAGAAAUUCGAAGAGGUUUCCUUGUCUACCCAAGCCAAGUGCCUUCCAGGUCUCGACAACUAUGAUGACGAGGAGGACGAGCAAGACCCGUUCAAGGAGGAGCAGCGCAUGAUCGGGGCGUUUGACAAUGUCCAAUCAUCCCUGAUUUCCAUCGCCGAGCGCAACAAUAAGCUCGAGAAGUCCUUGGAUAAGUUAUGCCGAGGAUAUCAGAUGCGCGCCAAGACCCUUCGAACCAAGGUGGUGGAGGCCGGCGCAGCGUUGCCAAAGGCUCAAGACGAUCUGGAUGCCUUCCGUAGUCUCCAGAUCUCCGAGGAGGCCGCUCUCUCCCGGCGCCUGGAGAAACUGCGCGACGAUGUCUCGUCCGUCUUACGACGCGAACGAGAAGCGCAAGAACAAUACAAGGUUAGAAAGGAUGAACUGGACGAACUGGUUGCUGGUACUGCUGCAGUCAAUGGGUGGCACUAA